Messenger RNA from Planococcus citri (citrus mealybug), 1994 nucleotides. Its product is annotated as reticulon-4-interacting protein 1 homolog, mitochondrial-like. Gene Ontology annotation, molecular function: oxidoreductase activity. The record is from RefSeq and is a predicted model, not a curated record. The transcript is spliced from 6 exons. NCBI's taxonomy places the organism in Eukaryota, Metazoa, Arthropoda, Insecta, Hemiptera, Pseudococcidae. Gene Ontology annotation, cellular component: mitochondrion. The coding region runs from base 251 to 1465 and encodes 404 amino acids.
ACCGUCAAAGUUUUGCUUUCCUUAUCAAUCGCAAAGAAAAGUGAAAGUUGACAGAGAAUCCGAAAAAUUUGAAAAUUGAACUUUUACUUUUGUGAACUUUCAAAUAUUUUUGUUUAUCGUUAAUUUAUUGAGUUGCUUUGCUAUUUUUAAUUACUGGGUUAUUCAAGAGUAUAAAUUGUCCAGUUUUCGCUAUCAUGAAUCUCUCUCAGGUGUAUUAAUUAGCUUAAAAUCUUCAAAGUUUAAUUUGACCAUGCAUUUUAAAAAUUUAUUACGAACUUUAAAUCUCAUCAAAGUAUCAACCACUUGUCCUAAACGAUGGUGUCAAUCUCAAACCCUGGAACGAAAUCCUGCAGCGGACUUCACUGGGACCAUGUCAGCCUGGCAGUUGACGAAUUACGGCGAUGAAAGUAACCUAGUAUUGACGGAAAAUGUUGAAAUUCCAAUCAUAACUGAUCCGAAUCAGGUGUUGGUUAAAGUAUCAGCGGCUUCAGUAAAUCCUCUUGAUGUGGAAAUGAUGCGUGGAUUUGGCUCCGUUUUAUUGAGCAACAUGCGUCAGAUUAGUUCGCUUUGUCAGGAUCAGUCCACCUCCGAAACUCCGUUGAUAUUGGGCAGAGAUUUCGCUGGUACUGUGGUAGCCAAAGGAAAUUCAGCCACAAAAUUUGAAAUUGGAGACGAAGUUUUUGGGGUGGUGAAGCCUCAUGAUCAAGGAUGCCAUUCAGAGUAUACAGUAACUUCAGAAUCAUUGGUGGCCAAGAAACCGGAUUUCUUAUCGAUGGAACAAGCAAGUGGUAUAUUGUAUACAGCUCUAACAGCUUGGAGUGCUUUGAAAAUAUCAGGAAAUUUUAUCGUAGUGUCUCCCAAAGAUAAACGUAUUUUGGUAUUGGGUGCAUCCGGUGGCGUAGGAAGUGUUGCUGUUCAAAUGUUGAAUGCAUGGGGAGCACAGGUCGUUGCUACCUGUCGCUCAGAUGCUGUCUCUUUGGUAGAAACUUUCUCACCUCAAGUUAUUCUGGAUUACACGUCUCCAACUUACCAAUCAAGCGUAGAAUCCGCUGGAAAAUAUGAUGUAAUUUUGGACGCAGCUGGUAUUGGCGAAAAAGAACUUGAAGCGUACGUACCGCAUGUGAAUCCAGGAGGAUCAUUAAUUACUCUCAGGUCGCCGUUGUUGAAUAACAUUGAUACUUAUGGAUUACUCUGUGGCACGGUAAAGAGUGCUAUCGAUUUAGCCGUUCCUAAUCUUACCUCCGGCGUUUUCAAGAAAGGUAGCCUCAUAAAAUGGGGCUUUUUCAUGCCACUCGCUACAGCAGUCGAAGAAAUAUCUGAACUUGUCAACAAAAAUAAAAUAACUCCUCCUAUCGAAAAAACAUAUCCAUUUUCAUCAGUACCCGAGGCAUACUCAAGAAUGAAAGCUGGUCAUUUACGAGGAAAAAUAGUAAUUUCUUUAGACAAGAAAAAAUCCAGCGAGUGAAAACAGAUGUUCAGAAAAUUAAUAAUUGAAGAUUUCAUUGCUUUAGCCUCUUAUGGUUAAUAAGAUUUGUGUGUAACGAAUUGUUAUUAGUUUUUUACCAGUGUUGUUAGAACAAGUAAAACUCAAAUGUGCAAUAUUUCUACAUCAUUGUGAUUUUACUUCGUAGUAUAAAAUUAUAUACUAUCGUGCCUAUAUACCUAAGAAAUUUUCAUGUUUUCCGUACAACUCAAAUGUUUGAAGUAUAUUUCGCGUGUGGUGCUAAUAAUUAUAAUAUUACGUAUUAAUGACGUUUUACUAAAUAACGUUUCGAAUAAGUGCGAAUGCAAUCGAACAUUUAUUUACGAACUAAAUAUCCGAUUAAAAUCAAAAUCUUACACAUAUACGUAUAUUCAUUACAAAUAAUGUAAUUAAGUCUAGAUAAUGCGUUCAGUAUUGUAAGCAUCAUUUCUAGAUAGUAGGUACCAUGUUUAUAGAAAAGAUGAACGAUUAUUAUCGAAACGACAAUAAAAAUACGCACAGUAAGAAACGA